Molecule: messenger RNA, 285 nt
Organism: Arctia plantaginis
Lineage: Eukaryota; Metazoa; Arthropoda; Insecta; Lepidoptera; Erebidae
Source: the annotation of a GenBank genome assembly
AUGAAGCUCUUUUUAACAAUCAUCAGCCUGGCCGUCCUGCUGGCGGUUGCCUCUGCCGGCCAUAUAAGAAGCGGUUGGUCCUAUCCCUCCGGAUGGGGCGGCGGCAGCGGCUGGGGCGGCGGCAGCGGCUGGAGCGGCGGUAGUGGCUGGGGCGGCGGUAGAGGCUGGGGCGGCUCCUACCCGAGCGGCGGGUACGGCAACGGUGGAUGGGGAUACGGCAGAAACGGCUGGAGUGGCAGAUCCGGUGGAUGGAACUAUGGAGGCAGCGGCGGCGGCUGGUGGUAG